This is a messenger RNA of Puntigrus tetrazona (Sumatra barb), 1190 nucleotides long. It is a transcript of the gene gipc3, whose product is annotated as GIPC PDZ domain containing family, member 3. Lineage: Eukaryota; Metazoa; Chordata; Actinopteri; Cypriniformes; Cyprinidae. The transcript has 7 exons. The coding region runs from base 60 to 1055 and encodes 331 amino acids. Gene Ontology annotation, molecular function: protein binding. The record is from RefSeq and is a predicted model, not a curated record.
UCUUUAAUUUACGACGGCAGACCCGACUGCAGACGGCCGCCGACGCCUCGCUCUUCACCAUGCAGGAGUCCGAGAAGACGACAAGCGCCCCAGAGCCCAUGCAGAACGGAGAGGCCAUGAGUCCGGACGCGCAGGACUCCAGGGGACCGCCGGGGGACGAGAGCCAGGGAGCCGUCCCGUCGGCCCCGCCGCUGCCCCAGGAGCCCCUGCCGGGUCCCAGGCCCAAACUGGUGUUUCACACGCAGCUGGCGCACGGGAGCCCCACGGGACGCAUUCACGGCUUCACCAACGUCAGGGAGCUCUACGCCAAGAUCGCCGAGGUCUUCGAGAUAUCCGCUUCUGAGAUCCUCUUCUGCACGCUGAACUCUCACAAGGUGGACAUGCAGAAGCUGCUGGGCGGUCAGAUCGGCCUGGAGGACUUCAUCUUCGCGCACGUGAGGGGGGAAACCAAAGAGGUGGAGGUCGUGAAGACCGAAGACGCGCUCGGCCUGACGAUCACCGACAACGGCGCGGGAUACGCCUUCAUCAAAAGGAUAAAGGAGGGCAGCACCAUUGACCGAAUAAAGACGGUGUGUGUCGGCGAUCACAUCGAGGCCAUCAAUGACCAGAGCAUUGUGGGAUGUCGACAUUACGAGGUGGCGAAGAUGCUGAAGGAGCAGCCGAGAGGAACUCCGUUCACCCUGCGCCUGGUCGAGCCCAAGAAAGCCUUCGAUAUGAUAGGCCAGAGGACGCGAGCGCCGAAGUCCAGCGAGGGCAAAAUGGUGAGCGGGAAAGAGACGCUGCGGCUGCGCUCCAAAGGAUCGGCCACGCUGGAGGAAAUCCCCAGUGAGUUCGAAGACAAGGCCAUCAAGAAAGUCGACGACCUGCUGGAGAGUUACAUGGGGAUCCGAGACCUCGAGCUCGCGACCACCAUCGUGGAAGCCGGGAAGAACAAGAAGAACCCGGAUGAUUUCGCAGAGGCCCUCGACUCCGUUCUGGGCGACUUCGGCUUUCCCGACGUCUUUCUAUUUGACGUUUGGGGCGCUAUGGGAGACGUGAAAAAUGGACGCAUUUAAAGAGUACGUCAGACAUCUGAGAGACAUUCAGCUUGAUUUGUGACGUCUGUCAUCUGUUUUCAUAUACACAAUCCUCCCAAUCCCACCUUUAUCCAGAGGAACGGAGAACGUCAAGGUAUUAGCGGCUAAUCGGCA